AUUAUACUUACCCCUUACCUGAACGAAUGUUUAGUUUAAAAGGGUUGUAUACCAAAAUGGUAUACAUCCACUACAUCCCAGGAGGGUCCAUUGUGAUUCCCUUAAGGAAGAAACAAGAAAAAUAAAAAGAGAAUACAGAAAAGCCGGAGAGAUAAGUUUGAAAUUACUAAAUUCCUAUCCUAAUAGAGAAAGAAUAUUGAUAGCAUAGGAAAGGAAUUCAACGAGGUCCGGCGCCUAAAUAGCCAAUCCACUCCAUUGACAAAACCUAGAAUGUCGCCUAUACUACAUCUAGCUACAUCUCCUAAAUCAUCAUGACAUAUUUUUCCUAGCCAUUUCCGCCUCAGAUUCUGUGCACCAGGACAGUCACUCAAAAUAUGUUCUACUGUCUCUAACACCUCUUAGUCCUCACAUAACCUACAAAACUCCUGUGUCGAAGUCCGGUCAGGCCUCGUUGAAGACGAUUUGAUCGAUCUCCAUGACAAACUUAUCGACUUCGACGACGGCCUUACCGACCUUGACUGAAGGUCUCCAAACACUUCCUAAAGGCAAUAUUUUAGGAAGUGUUACGAGGAAGCCGGGCUUGGCGCCGAAGAGGAUCGGCUUAAUAAUUAACCAUCCCGAACGACUCCCGGUCAAAGUGGUGUUUUUUAAAUAAAUUAAAAAUCAAAAACAAAAAAAAUAAAACGCACUCCCGGUGCUCCAAUUAUUUGAAAAAAAAAAAUAAAACAAACAAAAAAAAGUGUUUCAAUUCCCACCAACCAACACAAUGGAUCCAGCCCAAAACCCAGAGUUGUGCGUUGUGUAGCUGUAUCUCAAUGGGUGCGUGCCAAAUAUGUUGCAAUUUGCACCACACAUUGCUGCACCCAAGGACUGCUGCUCAGGUGCCAAGGCAAAGCCAAAGGUCACGCCCACGCGCUCGCAGAAGCUUUCCCAACCCUCCUCAACAGAGAGCUCAACGGCGGUUAGAUGACCUCCGUCAACGUCUGCAACAACAGCAGCAGGUUAUUCAACAGCAACAACAACAACUACAGCAGCAACAACUCCAACGACAACAACGGCAACUACAGCAACUAUCUCAGCGGCAGCCACAACGACGCCAACAACAACAGCGCCAACAACAUCAACCACAAACCAUAGCUGUUCCUCAGCCUGCGGCAACGACAGCCUCAACCCAGGGGCUGGUCAACCAAAUCGUUUCGACCCUCAGCCAACUCACAGGGUAGACAAUUGCACCAGUGCAAGGAGGCCGGCAUGUCGAAGUCCGGUCAGGCCUCGUUGAAGACGAUUUGAUCGAUCUCCAUGACGAUCUUAUCGACUUCGACGACGGCCUUACCGACCUUGACUGAAGGUCUCCAAACACUUCCUAAAGGCAAUAUUUUAGGAAGUGUUACGAGGAAGCCGGGCUUGGCGCCGAAGAGGAUCGGCUUAAUAAUUAACCAUCCCGAACGACUCCCGGACAAAAAUGGUGUUUUUUAAAUAAAUUAAAAAUCAAAAACAAAAAAAAAUAAAACGCACUCCCGGUGCUCCAAUUAUUUGAAAAAAUAAAAUAAAACAAACAAAAAAAGUGU
Molecule: messenger RNA, 1568 nt
Organism: Lucilia cuprina (Australian sheep blowfly)
Lineage: Eukaryota; Metazoa; Arthropoda; Insecta; Diptera; Calliphoridae
Product: cAMP-dependent protein kinase catalytic subunit-like
Exons: 2
Coding region: 816-1223 (135 amino acids)
Source: RefSeq, a predicted model, not a curated record